Messenger RNA from Paramecium tetraurelia, 678 nucleotides. RefSeq lists its product as uncharacterized. The transcript is spliced from 4 exons. NCBI's taxonomy places the organism in Eukaryota, Ciliophora, Oligohymenophorea, Peniculida, Parameciidae. Gene Ontology annotation, molecular function: DNA binding. Gene Ontology annotation, biological process: regulation of DNA-templated transcription. The record is from RefSeq and is a predicted model, not a curated record.
AUGUUUGGAUAUGCUUUACGAAAGUUAAGUAAUCUUAGAUUCAACUUCUGUAAUUAGAAUAAGCAAAGUUAAGGGAAGCCAGGCAAUAAAGCGGCAUCUACUAAUUAUUCUUACACUUUCGAUGUGAUAAAUCACUAUGAUCAAAUCAGUAAAAUCAAAGGAAAAGGAGCAAUAGUUUCACUCAUGCCUUGUUAUCCUCAAUAUCAAGUGACUAAAUUUGGUUCUGUCGUUGCAAAGAUGAAGUAUUCAAGAAAUUAUAUUUAUUUAUGGAGAUUUUAACCUAUAGCAGAAAUAGGAAAAGAAGUUAAUAAUAAAGAAUCUUUAAAUUUUCCAAUCAGCUAUGAGAACUGUGGUUAUAUUAUAGAUUUAUGCGAUCAUAUGUCAACUAGCCCUGAAAUCAAACUUGAAGAGUAGACCAUCAAAGGCAAUUUAACCUUCACAGUUUAAAUUGACUAUGCCAAUAAAGCUGCUCGUAUCUCAUUAUAAGCAAUUGCUUAAUAAUAGUAAUAAUAGCAAUAAUCUUAAUAAUAACAAUAAGAUUAGAAAUACGAGGUUCAAAUAGCUUUGGCACAAUUUAAAUUAAUGUGUGAAUAAAUGAAAUAAGGAUUACCAUUAGUGACUGGAUGGAUAAUUCCUGAGAAAUUUCUAUUUUAAACAAACAAGGAACAAGCAGAAUGA